Molecule: messenger RNA, 8119 nt
Organism: Formica exsecta
Lineage: Eukaryota; Metazoa; Arthropoda; Insecta; Hymenoptera; Formicidae
Product: dystroglycan
Exons: 15
Coding region: 406-4296 (1296 amino acids)
Biological process (GO): morphogenesis of an epithelium; muscle attachment; nerve development
Cellular component (GO): dystroglycan complex; dystrophin-associated glycoprotein complex; sarcolemma
Molecular function (GO): laminin binding; calcium ion binding
Source: RefSeq, a predicted model, not a curated record
UCGUCGUCGUUGUCGUGUGAUCGUAUAAUCGUCGUCUCUCAGUCGCGUCGGUAGUGUGCGCAUGUAGUGUGUAUACACAUAUACGUAUAUAUAUAUAUAUAAAUUUUUUUUUACGUCGUGCGCGCCGACGCGUCGUAACGCGCUCCGGAGCGUCGCCGUCUCGCCCGGCAUUUUUUUCUCGCCGUCGCCUCUCCGUGCGAAGGAUACGCGAGGAUCGGGAGUGUGGAAAAGUCGCAAGCGGGAUUUCUCUCCUCAUUUUGUACGACGAGAGGACACGCAACCAUUGCCGUCGUCGACGUCGUCGUCCUCCCCCUUCCCUCGGCCGCGAGAAACACCUGUGAAAUACACCGAUACCGAGGCGUAGCAGCAUGGUAUGAUACCAGGGACUGACGAUUUCCCGGAAACAUGAAGAAGCAUCCUCACAUCCUUGCGUGCAUCCUGCUCCUGCUGCCUCUGGCGUUGGGCCUCAGCCUGCAGGAGGACGACUUGGUCUUCGACGAUGUCGGCGAGGACAAUGACAAUGACAACUCGCCUACUGGGUCCGCUCUGAUAAAUCAUCAUGCGACUCGCGGUCGAUCCGAUCGUUACGAGCAAGGAUCGUCGUCCAGGGAUGGCAGGAGGCAUGCCUCUCGGGUCGAAAGAGCGUGGGGCGUGUCGGAUUCCGUCGUCCCAGUUGGCCAUGUUUUCAAAAUGAAAAUACCACGGCAGGCUUUUUCGGGAAAUGUGGAUUUUUACGAGGUUCGCGGGACCAGUAAUCGCGAUCGUUUUCCGGAAUGGAUGCACUGGGACGACUCGGCGUCCACUCUCCUGGGUGUGCCGUUGAAAGAAGACACGGGCAAUUAUCACCUGACCGUCACGGCUUUCGGUAAGCAUCGUGACACCGCCAAGGAUCAGUUCAUCGUGCAGGUUAUACCCGAGAAACUGGAGGAGCUCAAGCAUAAGGACGGCAGGACGCAUUGCGAUGACGGAGAGGAACAAACGGUUCUCACGAUAUUGUUGGAUGCGGCUAUAGAGAAACUAUCGCCUACCAUCAGGACGAGCGCCAUCGAAAAUCUCUCGGGUUUUCUGGGAAUGCACACGAGCGCAUUCUCGAUGCAUUCUCAAGGCGUGAAGGCACUGGGUACCUCCGUUAUUCUUAGCGGACCUGGAAACAUUAAGCUUUCCAGAUUUAGAAAGAAUCAUUUAACUACUAUCCAGUGGCAGGUCGGCUGCGACGGUCACUUGUGGAAGCAUCAAGCGGAAUUGGUGGAACAACUGCGGGAGCAAGCGAAGGACGGCACUCUAGCGGAAGUUCUGCAGUUGCCCGUGAUAUCGUGGCGUGUAAGGACAGAUUCGAGCCCCUCUUUGAGAAACAGGAGAGAAGCCGGCUCCGGCGACUACGGUGGCGCGGACGGUUACGAUGAUAAUUACGAUGACAAUUACGAAGACAAUGAGGAAGAUUACGAUGGCGAAGAGGGCGAGGACGAUAACGAGGAUUCGCGAGUAUCGCCGACUUACAUGCCGAAUAUGAAAGUCCCGGAGCAUCCGCACAGGCAUCACCACGGCGAGGAGACGAUCGAUUGGAAGAGCGAAGAUGUUGACGAAGAAGAGAUAAUACCGAGAAUGAGGCAAAGCGAUCUGGAAAACAGAACAACCACGCCUACGACAACAACCACUGAACUUACUACAUCAUCACCAUCAACAACUACUUCCACUACUACGACGACAAGUACAACCACAACCCAAGUCGCGCCAACGACCGUACCUACUACUGCUAGUAGCACCACAACGACUACAACAUCAGCUGAUACAACAACAACAGCUAGCAUCUCCACCGCUGUAGAUCCAUCGAUAGAAUCUCCGAGAUCGGGGACCACAAACGAAGAAUUCUUGACGGAGAAAACAAAAUAUGUGGAACCGGUUGAACCCGUUACCGUUUUACCGACCGUUCCUUCGGAUAUCACCACAACUCCUCUUCCUAUAACCACUCUACUGUCUCUUAGCACAACGUUUAUCCAGACUAGCGUGCCCGAUAAAGUCGAGACGGAGAUCGUCGCCAGUAUCAAUAACGUUACGACGGAAGAGCCGGAACAAACUAUGACUUCGACGAGAGAACCAUGGACCACCAUACCAACACCAAUUGUAAUCACGGAUGUUAACAUUACCACUCCUUCGUCUGUAGUUGUAACGAAUGUUAGCACUACUAUUACUACCACUACUACGCCUGUGAACAUAACAAAUGCUACAACCUCAACUACUAACGCGAUAUCGUCGACAUCGGAUCUUCGAACGACGUUGAGCACGACACCGUCUAGUACCAGCACGACCACCUCUACGACUACAACCACUACCGUGGCUCCUACUACUACUACGACUCGUGUUAUUACGGAGAGUAUCGAGUACGGCCAAGUCAACUUCCCGCCGAGACGCGACAGGAGAUUAAAGAAGAUACCAGUAACUGCCGGCAAACCGUUGAGUUACGUUAUACCGGUAAACACCUUCACCGAUCUCGAAGAUGGCAACACAAAAAAAUUGAAAUUGGAUCUAUACUGGCACGGUGCACCGCUCAAGACGACCCACUGGCUCCAGUUCAAUCCUCAUAUGCAGGAAAUUUAUGGAUUACCUCUCGAAAAAGAUAUAUCUACCUGGAAUUACGAACUAGUUGCCACGGACAGCGAAGGCGCCAAUGUCUCCGAUAGUCUCGAUAUUCAUGUUCAGCAGCACAAGUUGAGUCGUAGCGUCAAUCACGAAUUCACAAUCUACUUAAGGAUCGAUAAACGAAGCGAAUUCCCGACAGACGUUGACUGGGAACGCAAAGUAAUUCGAAGCUUGGCUGUACUUUACGAAGAUAACAUCCAGCACAUUACAGUUCGUUCUAUUGAAAUCAAUACAUCCGAUCGUGAACAAGUCAUUUUUACAUGGACUAACGAUAAUGUUCCAAGAAGCAGCGAAUGUCCAAGAGAAUAUAUAAAUAAAUUAUGGCGCGUGCUCGUCGACAGUAAUGGAGAUCCAUCGUCUUCUCUAAGAAGUGCGCUCGCUCCAGAAAUUACAGUUAAACGUGUCGUAUUCCAAGGCAUAGGGCAAUGCGAGGAUAUGAAUCGUCUCGAGGAACCAAAAGUCUCUACCGAAGAGCCGAAAGUUAAUUUCCCGCCUGUACCGAGGAAUCAAGUCGACCACGUUAAUGCGACAGUUGGACAAUUACUCAUAUUUAAAGUGCCGGAAGAUACUUUCUUCGAUGCUGAGGAUGGAUCGUCGCGAAACAUGAAGAUGUCACUUUUGACUAUCGAUCGAAUACCUAUUCCACCUCACGAGUGGCUGCAAUUUGAUAGCAAAAAUCAAGAAUUUUAUGGCGUUCCAAUGCGCACCGAUAUCGGCCGCAAAGAAUAUCAACUGGUUGUCACUGAUAAAGACGGUGCGAGCAGCACCGAUGGAUUGGUCGUUGUCGUUCAUCCGGCGCCGCCCAUGGCGCACACGGUGGAAUUCUCAAUGACGCUAGAUAUUCCUUACGACUCAUUUGCGCAUUCCGCGCUUCAAAAGCGUAACUUUAUCGAGAAGCUGCGAGAUCUCUACGAGGACAAGGACACGAGCGCUAUCUCACUGCACAGCAUCUCGAACGGUAGUACCGUAAUUACGUGGCAUAACAGAACUCUGCCUACGUCGUAUUGCGCUCACGAAGAGGUCAAUAGGUUACGAUCCGUGCUCGUGAAGAGUGACAACGAUCGACGUUCCGUGACGGACGAGGUGUUGGAAGUGAUGGGCUUGAAAUUCCCUGUAAAACAGAUUACAGUGAUUCCGAUGGGGAUCUGUCUCGGUGAAUUGACGGGCGUGCAUUCGCCAGAUAGUCAUGUACCACCGGUGGAUGAUUCCACGUCGGUCGGCGCGUUCCGCGACGAUUAUCUUCUCACUUUUGUUCUGCCAGCAAUUAUUAUCGCCGCUAUGCUCAUCGUAGCGGGAAUCAUUGCGUGCGUUCUGCACAGACGAAGACGCAGCGGGAAGAUGAGCGUCAGCGAACAAGAUGACGAGCGGCAGAGUUUUCGCAGCAAGGGAAUUCCUGUUAUCUUCCAGGACGAACUAGAAGAAAAGCCGGAUCCUGGCAAUAAAUCGCCUGUCAUCCUGAAAGAAGAAAAGCCACCCCUUCCACCACCAGAGUAUCAGAAAGCUGAGGAUGGGGCUGACGUACCGAUGCUUCCAAAGGAGAACUCCGAAGAACCAUACCAACCGCCGCCGCCGUUUGCCACGAAUCGCGACACCAAUCGGCAAAAUCGUCCUAAACCCACUCCGACGUACAGAAAACCGCCCCCUUACGUGCCUCCCUAACAAAAUACGGUACACUCGCCUACGCGCAAAUAUAUGUUAGCAAUGCUCGGAGACUCACCGAUACACAAGCAAAACCAAAUCAAUUAUAAAAAGCAAUCUCGAAUUGGCGACGAUGACAAUGAUGAUCGUGGGAUAUUGAAUGUUUAUAGCGACGUUUGAAAGAAAGCCCUUCCAUUCAUCCGGUAUGACAAUAUACUGCUUAGCGAGACGUGAAUGAAGAGAAAAAUCAUCCAGCGAGAAUUUUCUUCGAGAACUCACAUGCGAUUUUACUUAUUUUGUAUAUGUACUACUACAUACAACGGCACGUCUCAUCAUCGAUCGAUAAUACGUUCGAAAAAGAUUUCUCUCUCUCUCUCUUUCUCACUCUCAAUUUUCUAUAUUUCACGCGAAAGAAAAAGAAAAGAUUUUCUAGGAAGUAUGGGAAUACAAAUCACGUGUUGCCUUUCGUAAAGAAUUCAAUCGUAGGGAAGGAUCCAUUGCUCCGAACUCGAUACGUGAAUUUAGUUUAGAGAUCGUUGUAGAACCGAGACAACGGUAGAGUUAAAGUACUUUAUUCGACUUUGUAGCAUUCGAGACAGCAACGAUACUCGUAAAUAUUUCAAUAAUCAGUGCCAUUUAUUAAGCAAUAAGGGUAUCCGACUGUGAAUAACAGCACGUAUAAUUACUACGGUUCUACGGAUUUAUUGCAAUUACUGUUUACACAGAGUCUCCAGGUAUCAAGAAACGGACGGAUUUAACGAAAUAUAUCGUAUUACGCACCUACAACGUAUAACACUGCCAGAACGACAAAUGAUACAUCGCCAAACGAACCAGUUCUUCACGAUACAUAUAAUAGUAUAUUAUAUAAUAUAGUAUGAUAUUAUAUAAUAUUAUUUUUUAUUCCAAUUUUUCUUUUAUUUCUAAACGUUCCAUUUAGAUUAAUUUGUAACGAAAUAAACUAAAUUAAAUAUCAGUCUCGUGAGUAGAUAAACUGGCUCACUUGGCGAUCGCUUUUUACUUAAGGAGAAAAUAUAUUGGAGAGAAUUGAAAUGUUUUUGAGACAUAAAUUUAAAGAAACGAUUAUGAUAUACAUGCAAUAUGCCAUUGCAAAAUGACAGCAAAUGCUUCCAUGGGCACAGUAGGCCAUGCAGAUAACUUAUCUAAGGUAAGAAAAAAAAACUGAUUAUAAUAAUAUAUACAAAUAUAAAUAUAUAUAUAAAUACGUAUACAUAUAUACAUAUUAUAUCUAUAUUUGUGCCGUUCGAUAGAGACGUGAGAGUCUGCGGUUAUUUGAAUAGCGUAAUUUAAAUACUGCCAGACCAAUCAAGUUAUUUGCAUUUACUUUCGCUGUGGGAGGAAGAUCCAUUUCUGUUUGUUUUACACACAAUUUGACGCGCUUUAUACAACUUUUAUGACUUAAUAACCGUAAUAAAUAUGUAUAUUUUUAUUAUUUUUUUCGGACCUGUUUACAAACACAUAUGAGUUAGCAUCGAAAGAUUAACUCAGAACGAAAACACUGAUAUAUACGGGCACGUAUAUAAGAAUGAGACUAUUUAAUUUAGAUUUUACAUAGUUACCAAGCCAAAAAAUAAUUAAUAUUUAAAAAGAGAGUAAAAAUAAGGACGUAUUUGUAACUGCGAAAGAGAGCGUGGCUCGCACUCUUUAUGGCGCAUUUUUUAAAUGUUUUUUGUAAUUUUUUAAUCGCUGCGCGACUAGAUAUACACAACUCAUCCGCAGUAUCAUCGUUUGUAUGUCUGGUGCGACGAAAGAGUGCGGGGUAUGGUACGAGUACGUAUGCAGCCGUUUCUUCAAUACCUCGAUAGUUUCCUGAUAUUUUUGGAAGGAAAUACGAGAAACGAAAAAAAAAGAAAAAGAAUUUCGUAUUGCGUUCCGAAUUUGGAAGCUCCGUUUGUCGAUCGCGUUUGUCGACACGGACGAUAAAUGGAUCGACGAAUUUGCGGGCGCGCCUAUAUACUGGUAUGACUGCUGACGAUUAAUACGUAUGUAAGAUGCUAAGAAAACGUUUCGUAUACAAAGGCUACAUAAAAAUUACGAUAUAAUAUAUUAACUAUUAUAAUUCAUGUCCUUGUAACGUAGAGGAUUUAAAUAUAUAUCAUUGAACACAAGGAAAACUCGUGAAAUGUGACUCACAGACUUUUUUCUUUCUUUCGCGAGCAUAUAUAUAUAUAUAUAUAUCAAAACUACGGUCAAAUUUCUCUAUGAUCUUGACGAGAGACGCGACGCUUGUAUAGUUAUAUAUUAAUUGCAUGAUUCAGUUGCUUUACAUGCUUGCGAAAGACAGAAUCGAUGAGUUGUUUGUCAUAAACUAAUGAAUAUUUUUCAUCGCGCAUCUUGUUUAUCGCAGAAUCUUUUAGAAAGAGAAAGGAGAUUGCAAUUGUCGCCUGUACGUGAUUGCUCUUUAUGACGUUUUAUAUCGUGAAUUAAUAAACAUAUAUAAAUACAUUUUCUUAUUAUUUUUUAUAAGAGUACGAAUAAAUAUCUUUUAUGUUAAAUUCUCUAUUUUAAGACUCGAAUAUAACAAUUUAUGUUAUCGUAAGGUGGGAUUAUUCUAUAAUUGUGAUAUUUCUUUGUGUGCGAUUUUCGUUGAAAGAAUAAAUAUAAAUUUAUAUUGUGUAUGCAUAUCAGAUUCCAGCAGAUAAUUGUUUAUAUUAUCAAUUUUCAUGGAAUUAAAACUUUAUUAUAUCGACAUACUGGACCCUUAUUUAUUAUUUCAGGCGAAAUCGCUCACAAAGUAAUAAUGUAGUGGCUAAUGAAUGAAGAGUAACGCUACUUAGUAGAAUAAUAUUUGAGAAUCAGUGUGAAUCAACGGAUCAUUGUACACACCCAGAAACGCGGUGCAUCAUAAACGGUCAAGAAGAACUUUAUAUUCCGUUUGUGAUCUGCGGUAAACAAGCAUAACUCAUAUCAUGCUUCUAAUCAUAUCAUUGCUCUACACGUAUCCCUUAAGCGCUACAAUUGUGUUACUUGUGAAAAUGAUGAUAAUGUAUGAUAAGCAUGUAUGAUAUUUAUAAGAUAGAAGGGACAAAACACCUGAGAAAGGAUACGAAAGAAAAAAAAGAAAAUGAAUUUCUCAAAGAGAGCAUAUUUGCUAACAGUGACUUUUCUGGCCUGUGUGUGAAAAAUGGUUCGAAAGUAUUUUAUAACUGUGUGUAAAAGAAAAAAAGAUGAUCUGACAAAUUGCUAAGCUAUUGUGACCAUGACUUUCGUAUACGGCCGCUUUCUGAGAAAUCGGGCUAAUGCCAGAGACAAAGUAAAAGUUCCAUUAGAGAAAGAUAAGGACAAGGGGAAGAAAAGGAGAGAGUUAUCUCGCAUCGCCCAUACGAACAUGUGUUAUAUACAUAGCUAUAUAUAUAUAUAUAUAAACACACCUAAGAAUAAACAUAUUGACUGGGAUUUUCAGAUUAUUUUUAUUCGCUAUAAAAGCGUUUCGAUAUAUGAUACAAAGUGAAACGUUUACGUUGAUGUAUUCGCGAAACGCAGGAUGGAGCGGCUUUCGUACUUGCUUCUCCUUUAAAUAACGAAAAGCCAUCGACACGUAUCUCUUAAGUUUGCGCUAAGUAAAACAUAUCUUGAAGGAGAGAGAAAAAAGGGGAAGAAAAAAAUUCGCGAAAAAAGAAGAACAGCAUUGAUCGCUUUGAAGUAAAACGCGAUUACUUUGAGAUCAUGAAACGGUAUCGCUCUCGUCCGUAAUCAAUGAAAAAAAAGUAUAUCGAAUUAAUAAUAAUAUACAUAUAUAGAUAUCUCUCUCUCUCUCUCUCUCUGAGACAAGUACUACAUACUAAACAUGUGUAAAGUUAAGAGUUAAUAAAACCAUUUUAGGAUA